Molecule: messenger RNA, 1500 nt
Organism: Ectocarpus siliculosus
Lineage: Eukaryota; Phaeophyceae; Ectocarpales; Ectocarpaceae
Source: the annotation of a GenBank genome assembly
GCACUUCUGCUCUUCUCUCCCAGCAGUCCUUCAGCUCGAGACCGACCACACACACACCCAUCCCUCUCCACAGAAUCAACGACAACAAGAAGAUGCCUUCCACCGCCACCCUCAACUACUUCGGACUCCCCGGCCGGGGCGAGGCUACCCGCGUCGCGCUCGCCUACGCCGGGAAGGAUUUCGAAGACAACCGAAUGGGGUUCCCUGAGUACGGUGCCUGCAAAUGGGCGGGCAAGGGCCUGCCCGUCUUGGAGAUGGACGAUGCCGAGUACACCCAGUCGACCGCCCUCCUCCGGUAUGCCGGCAAGCUGGGAGGCCUGUACCCCGACGACGCGCUCGCCGCCCUCAAGGUGGAUGAGAUCGUGAUGAUCGCGGAGGACGUGUUGACCAACAUGUUCAAGUGCAUGGGCCAGGAGGACGACACCGUAGCCAAGGGAUUGCUCGAGGGAAAGAUCAAGACCCUGGUGGAUAUGCUCACGUCAAAGCUUGCGGCUAACCCGUCCUCCAAGUUCUUCGUCGGCAACUCCCCCACCAUCGCGGACCUCCAGGUGCACGCCGUGAUCAAGAACUUCGAAGCGAACUUCCUGACGGGUCUCCCCACGACCCACAUCGCGGACACCGCUCCCACGCUCAUGGAGAUGCAGGCUGCUCUCUUGGAGGACCCCAAGGUGAAGGCGUACUACGCUUCCAAGGCUUAAACAUACACCGGAUAUAGGGAAGGGCUUCUUCACCCACUGGCGACGGUCGGCAUGGCCGAGGACAUUUGAGACUCGCGCGGAUGCGGCAUGUGCACAGCACAUCUCUGUGGUUGACCUAUUCCCUGACGACAGUGGUACAUACUGUAGUCACAUCUUGACGCCGUCCCUUCCGUGUGUAUUUGGCAUUUGUUUGCUGUAGGGUAGUAUGCGAUCAGGAGACCUGUGUGUGAUAUCUUUAAGUUUUGUGGAGCGUGGUGUGUAUUUGAUUGGCGUGGCGUGGUUUGUCUGGUCAGCCGCGGGCGUAACGCACAACUCUGCUGUCGGCUGGCCGAGAACUUUUGGUUCAUUCGAGUGUGUCUGGAGAUAGCAAGUGCGCGAGUGAGAGCGAAGGACCUAUUUUGGUUGUUUUGCGUGGCUAUUCCAUGCUUUCGCAGGAGCCACUGGAUGCAAAUGUAUGAGCGCACUCCGGCCCCCAGCGGUGUAGCUAGCCGUGACUCGGUACAUAACACCCUGGUAGCUUUAUGCUGGCCGUUGAUGCUUGUCGGAUCUCUGGUACUAUAGUGCGCGCAGCUGUUGUGAUGUAGGUCGGGUGUUGUUAUCAUUGAGCGUUCUUGCGGUGUUUUAUUUCAGCCACCAGGAUUGCAUGCAUGCAUGUGGUUUUCAGCGAUGUUGCACGAGCUUUUUCGGAGUACAUUGGUUCAGGUAGGGAGAGACCUACUCUGUGAAAGAUGAAUCCGUUGACAGCGUGGUCUUAGGGUAGGUCUUAACGAAGGCAUCAGAUCUCGAAAUCACAUUUUGAUAC